GAAGGCAAAGGCUACAGUGCAGUGCGUCGCAAGGAAACCAGCGAGGAUUCGUCAAGUCAACCGGAUGCCCGCGCCCGCGCCCCCACGGAGCUCAGCUCCGCGCCUGCAAACAGUAGCCGCUAUAUAACAGCCUCCCUCCAACGCGCAGCGAGCCAAAGCCUAGCAAGAAGCAAGCAGUGCCAAGGCGCAAGGAACAGCCCAACUACCCAAGGAUGGAUCCCAACGACGCCUUCUCGGCGGCGCACCCGUUCCGGUGGGACCUCGGGCCCCCGGCGCACGCCGCGCCGGCGCCCCCGCCUCCGCCGCUCGCGCCGCAGGUGGGCGCGCCAAGGGAGCUGGAGGACCUGGUGGCCGGGUACGGCGUGCGCCCGUCGACGGUGGCGCGGAUCUCGGAGCUCGGGUUCACGGCGAGCACGCUGCUGGGCAUGACGGAGCGGGAGCUCGACGACAUGAUGGCCGCGCUCGCGGGGCUCUUCCGCUGGGACGUGCUGCUCGGCGAGCGGUUCGGCCUCCGCGCCGCGCUGCGCGCCGAGCGCGGCCGCGUCAUGUCGCUCGGCGGACGCUUCCACGCCGGGAGCACCUUGGACGCCGCCUCGCAGGAAGUGCUGUCCGACGAGCGGGACGCGGCGGGCAGCGGCGGCGUGGCGGAGGACGAGGCUGGCAGGAGGAUGGUGACCGGCAAGAAGCAGGCGAAGAAAGGCGCCGCCGGGACAAGGAAGGGCAAGAAGGCGAGGAGGAAGAAGGAGCCGAGGCCGCUGGACGUGCUCGGGGACGAGAACGACGGCGACGAGGACGGCGGCGGCGGCGGCGGGUCGGAGUCGACCGAGUCGUCCGCGGGCGGCGGGGGCGGGGAGCGGCAGCGGGAGCACCCGUUCGUGGUGACGGAGCCCGGCGAGGUGGCGCGGGCCAAGAAGAACGGGCUGGACUACCUGUUCCACCUGUACGAGCAGUGCCGCGUCUUCCUGCUGCAGGUGCAGUCCAUCGCUAAGCUCGCCGGCCACAAGGCCCCAACCAAGGUGACGAACCAGGUGUUCCGGUACGCGAAGAAGUGCGGGGCGAGCUACAUCAACAAGCCCAAGAUGCGGCACUACGUGCACUGCUACGCGCUGCACUGCCUGGACGAGGAGGCCUCCAACGCGCUGCGCCGGGCGUACAAGGCCCGCGGCGAGAACGUCGGGGCGUGGCGCCAGGCCUGCUACGCGCCGCUCGUCGAGAUCGCCGCGCGCCACGGCUUCGACGUCGACGCCGUCUUCGCCGCGCACCCGCGCCUCGCCAUCUGGUACGUGCCCACCAGGCUGCGCCAGCUCUGCCACCAGGCGCGCGGGGCCCAGCACGCCGCCGCGGCGGGGCUACCGCCGCCCCCGAUGUUCUAGCCGCGCCGCGCGCCGGCCGGCCGUGUGUGCUGCUUCCUUUCAGGGACAGCAGGCAGUUGGAUGGAUGAUGGUCUCGUCGAGAAUGGAUGUGUCUCUGCUUUCUCUCAUGUUGUCACUCGUUUGCUGUGUUCUGGCAAGUUAGGAAUGGGCUUAGCAAAUCAAAAAAGAGGGGGGAGUGGGCUUAGAAGGUGGCGCUAAUUUGUUGGGCCUGAGCAAUGCCCCACUUGUUGGGCCUAUGUUGCACUGUAUCUUAUCCUGGUGAUCAUGGUUUUAAAAAAGAAGCUGUAUUCCUCA
Molecule: messenger RNA, 1667 nt
Organism: Panicum virgatum (switchgrass)
Lineage: Eukaryota; Viridiplantae; Streptophyta; Magnoliopsida; Poales; Poaceae
Product: probable transcription factor FL
Exons: 3
Coding region: 213-1373 (386 amino acids)
Biological process (GO): regulation of DNA-templated transcription
Molecular function (GO): DNA binding
Source: RefSeq, a predicted model, not a curated record